Striga hermonthica is the source of this 525-nucleotide messenger RNA. Lineage: Eukaryota; Viridiplantae; Streptophyta; Magnoliopsida; Lamiales; Orobanchaceae. The record is from the annotation of a GenBank genome assembly.
AUGGAGGGCCAACAAACUAAUUCUUUCGUGCCUGUGAUAGCACGACUGGAUCGUCUUGAACGUGUGCUCCUCCUUUUGGAAGAGAAACAUAAUAAUAGAGUGUCGAAACGAGACGAAUCAGAUGAUGACGAUGAUUUCGGCACGGCGGCAGAGAGCAACAAUGGGUGCAAGACUCUUUCCUCAGCUUUAGAAGAAGUCCAACAGAAAGGCACACUCCUACACCGCCUCGCACUUCUCGAGAAUCGAGUUUUGCAGCUAAGCCUGGAAAUGGAUGAGGGGAACACAUCUAAGUCGAGCUUGUCGACAGUUGAACUAUCCGAAAACAAUGAAAAGCGGUUCGAAAUGUUUGUUCCCAAUAACGAUAUGCCGGUCGAUCAACCGGCCGCGGGAACUUAUAAACCCAAAACACAAGUACAAAUGGCAGAAGUGUUUGUGAAAGAAAUAGCAUCUCAACAUAAAGGCGGACAGUACAGAAAGAAGAGCAAAACUAGAUGGCCGCUAGGGCUGCUUCGACUUGGAUGUUGA